Molecule: messenger RNA, 507 nt
Organism: Trypanosoma conorhini
Lineage: Eukaryota; Euglenozoa; Kinetoplastea; Trypanosomatida; Trypanosomatidae
Exons: 1
Source: RefSeq, a predicted model, not a curated record
AUGUACUUUGUUGUUCUUAUUUAUUUAUUUUACUUUGACUUUUGUUUUUUGCUUUGCGGCAGUGCCGCUCACGGCACUUCUCACGAUUUCCGGGGCGUUGGGCGGUUUAGCCGCGGGUUCAUUUAUUGCAAUGAAGUGGCCCAGCGGCGCCUUCACUCGCUGGCGCCCGCCCAUCGAUUGGCCCGCGCCUGGGCGAUUGCGCCGUGGCGGCACUCGCAUCGUGGCGGAUGCUGGUCACUUCUGCACCGCCGGGCCAAAGACAACGUGAUGCAUUGGGCCUCGUUGCGACGGCCCACGGUGGCGCGCGGCACUCGGAUGCUGCUGCGCGGCGGUGGGGGAAAAGGGGGCGCGAAGAGGCCGGUCGAGAGUAGUCGGCCUGCGGGGCCCGCCUUCAAGCGGCGUCCGUGGGCGGCGGGGGAUAUGUCAGCAGGAACACGCAGCCGGCGCGGUAGGGGGAGAGAGCACGCAACGAGCGCUUUGCCUGGACGGCCACUUGGGCGCGUUGCG